Messenger RNA from Annulohypoxylon truncatum, 183 nucleotides. RefSeq lists its product as uncharacterized. The transcript has 2 exons. Lineage: Eukaryota; Fungi; Ascomycota; Sordariomycetes; Xylariales; Hypoxylaceae. The record is from RefSeq and is a predicted model, not a curated record. The coding region runs from base 1 to 183 and encodes 60 amino acids.
AUGUCGGGUCAAUUUGGUUUCAUGGCCAAGAUUGGCGCCACGGACGCAGCCGUUGCCACUUUAAACGACCAGCCGUACCUUUUCACUAUUCUUGUUGUCAUCCUCGUCGCGCUGAUCCUUCAGUCUAAGAAAGAACCCAAGGACAGCAAGAAAUCAGGGGCGAAGCCGCCGGCAGCACGAUAA